AUGGUACACCUCGUGGCUGUGCCAGAUGCAAUCACGGCAAGUGGCUGUGCUUGUGUCUUUACUGACACCAUCUUCCGACUUCAUGGGUUGCCCCGUGAACUCGUAUCAGACAGAGAUCCACGAUUCACUGCUGAUUUCUGGCGUUCCGUGUUCAAAUCACUCGGAACGCGCUUGAAGAUGUCGACAUCUGAUCAUCCAGAGUCAGAUGGUCAGACGGAACGUGCCAAUCGUGUCCUUGAAGAGAUACUUCGAGGAUACGUACACUCCUUUAAGAGUUGGAGUGAGUUUUUGCCAAUGGUAGAGUUUGCCAUUAACAACUCGGUGCAUGCGUCCACGACACAUACACCGUUUUACGUGAAUGGCUUGCGCCAUCCGCGUGUACCCACCUUACUAGAGUGUAAUUCUGGUUUAAGGGGGGGAGGAACUCGUGCGAGCAAAAACCGAUUUGGUUCACGAUCAUCACGCUCUGACGAAGAGGUCAUUGCGUUUGAUGCCGAUAUCGAUAACAUCGAUAUCGAAGAAGAUGAUGCCAGUGAGAGUGCGGAAGCCCUCACUGAAGAAGAUGAUGCCAGUGAGAGUGCGGAAGCCCUCACUGAAGAAAAUGUUGAUGUUGCUGUAGUGCGCUCACAGCGCACUGAAGCUAACGAGUCAUCAGAUGAGUUCAUACUGGCUCGUGAAACGGUAGUCCGUUUUGUGCAAGACUCCAUCGCCGAAGCAGUGGAUCAGCAAAAGCAAAACGCUGACAAGAAUGGAAGGCAGUAA
Molecule: messenger RNA, 762 nt
Organism: Peronospora matthiolae
Lineage: Eukaryota; Oomycota; Peronosporomycetes; Peronosporales; Peronosporaceae
Source: the annotation of a GenBank genome assembly